AGACGGUUAGUGAAGACCGACUGCCUGCCACAGAGGAGCAGCUCUGCUACCGGGAGCGCGAGACAAGAGAGACAGACGUUUCUAGUGUAAGCUCCGGAUACGCACGCACACACACACACGCACUAACACCACGGCGCAAGUCAGGGUGCUCUAGGAAAGAGAACACCUUGCCUUUUUCACGACUGUCGAGAAGAGGAAGUGAAGGAGUAUUCUCUUUUGGUGGGAGACGACAAGCUUUUAAAUCGCACACCGGCUGUGGACACGCGGGAGUCGGGCUAGUGCCUCAGUUCAUUCAGAGUAACUUGUGGAUUUUAAGGGCAAAAACCAUUAAGCGGAAAUCACGCUACCUCGUUCAUUCCCUUCCAUUUGGUCUGUUUAUUUCUUCGUUAAUUUAUUUUUGUCUUUUACCCAGUCUGACAACAUCUGACAGGCGAUCGGACAGAAUUGUUGUGCAGUGCGUAAAGGAAUUGGCAGCUCUUACCAGAUGCAUUUUUGCCAUUGAGAGACAACAUAGAGGAUCGGAGUCGGACUGCUUCUGUCCUCUAUAUUUCUAUUUUAUUUAUUCAUUUAUACGCGCGCGGGUUGUAUUUAUUUUGUCAGCUUUGGUGUACUUUGGGGCUCGAGGCGAUCUGCUUGGAAUAUGGUGGGGGAAAUGGAGCCGAAGCCCAAGCCGACCCCUGACUACCUGAUGCAGCUGAUGAACGAUAAGAAGCUCAUGAGCAGUUUACCCAACUUCUGCGGGAUAUUCAACCACCUCGAGCGCCUGCUUGACGAGGAAAUCAGUCGGGUGAGGAAGGACAUGUACAACGACACACUGAACGGCAGCACAGACAAACGCAACCCUGCACUGCCUGACGCCAUCGGAGCCGUGGUGCAGCUUCAGGAGAAACUCUACGUGCCUGUUAAAGAAUACCCCGACUUUAACUUUGUGGGGAGGAUCCUGGGACCCAGGGGCCUCACAGCUAAGCAGCUCGAGGCUGAGACCGGCUGCAAGAUCAUGGUGCGGGGGAAGGGCUCCAUGAGAGACAAGAAGAAGGAGGAACAGAACCGGGGCAAGCCCAACUGGGAGCACCUGAACGAGGACCUGCACGUUCUCAUCACGGUGGAGGAUGCGCAGAACCGGGCGGAGAUCAAGCUGAAGCGAGCCGUGGAGGAGGUGGACAAGCUGCUCGUGCCAGCCGCGGAGGGAGAGGACAGCCUUAAGAAGAUGCAGCUCAUGGAACUGGCUAUCCUGAAUGGCACCUACAGAGAUGCCAACAUCAAAUCACCUGCCCUUGCCUUCUCUCUUGCAGCUGGUGUCCAGGCUCCUCGCCUGAUGGGAGGUCCGGCGCCCGUCCUGCAGCCCGCUGCCCUGCGGACCCCGACGCCCGCUGGUCCGACCCUCAUGCCCCUCAUCCGCCAGAUCCAGACGGUGCUGCCCAACGGCUCCCCGCACCCUGGCGCCACGGCGACGCUGAUGCAGCAGGGCCCCGAGCCGGGCAGCCUGAUCUACGCCAGCGCCCCUCAGACGAGUAAAUUGCAGACGCCUGGCACCACCGCAUCGCUGCUCGAAAAUUCCGCUGGGAUUCCAGCGGAGUGCUAGCGUCCUCUAAGGCGGAAGAGCUGCCCGUCUACCUGGGUUUCCACACCUGUCACCUGCCUCUAGCUGUUGGACGCACAGAGACACACCCCGGCCGCCCACCCUUCUAAACACACACACACACACACACACACACACACACACAGAGACAACACUCCUUCUCCCUCAUCAAACAGUGGGAAACUGCCUUCUUCCAACUCCCCUCUCCUCACACAUAUCCAUACACACAUACUCACAAACAGAUACACACACACACACCCAGCCUCGUAGCCUCGACUGGUGAAGAAUAGCCACACACACACACACACACACACACACACACACACGUACACACACUCCUGACCCCCCAGUGUAGGCCAGGCUUCUUCAUACAUGCACAUUCAUACAUGACAAAUAUGACAAACUUUUUUUUCAUUGUUAAGAUAAUGUUGUUUUCUUGUUUAUGUGUAUGUUCUGUUGUCAUUGUUUUAUUCUGUAUAAUUAUUAUUUGUUUGUUUUGGCUUGAAUUAUUUGUAGUUUGAAUCAAAGGGGGUUUUAUUAGUCAUUGUUCUGUGUACAAUGAGGGAGUUGAUCUAAUACACGAUAAACGUAAACAACAAACAUGCAAACAAACAAAUAAAGCACUGAGCCCCAGACUGCCCCUGUGGGGGGGAGAGACCCAGGGAAGAAGGGGUUCAGGGGUAGGUGUGUGUGAGUGUGUGUGUGUUGGGUUCAGGGGUAGGUGUGUGUGUGUUUGUGUUGGGUUGGGGUUACAGGUCCAGACUCCGUCUUAACCUCCUCUAGUCGUUUCCCAUCUUCCGUCUGUAAGAGUGUGUGUGUUUGUGUGAGAGAGAGUGUGUUGGUAUGCAGAUCUAGUGCACAGGCCAUUUCAGGGCAAUGAGGAGGUCAUUACACACACUGACCCGUGGUCGUCGUUGCAAAAGCAGUGAAGUUUAUCGAGUCUGCUGCUGCAGAGUCACGUUUACGUUAAUAUUAUACUCUACGCUAGCGUUACGCUAAUAUUAUACUUU
Alosa alosa (allis shad) is the source of this 2589-nucleotide messenger RNA. RefSeq names its product protein quaking-like. The record is from RefSeq and is a predicted model, not a curated record. The transcript has 7 exons. Gene Ontology annotation, molecular function: mRNA binding. Gene Ontology annotation, biological process: regulation of mRNA splicing, via spliceosome. NCBI's taxonomy places the organism in Eukaryota, Metazoa, Chordata, Actinopteri, Clupeiformes, Clupeidae. Gene Ontology annotation, cellular component: nucleus. The coding region runs from base 641 to 1582 and encodes 313 amino acids.